This is a messenger RNA of Suillus plorans, 675 nucleotides long. RefSeq lists its product as uncharacterized. Gene Ontology annotation, molecular function: proteasome binding; peptidase activator activity. Gene Ontology annotation, cellular component: cytosol; nucleus. NCBI's taxonomy places the organism in Eukaryota, Fungi, Basidiomycota, Agaricomycetes, Boletales, Suillaceae. Gene Ontology annotation, biological process: proteasomal ubiquitin-independent protein catabolic process. The transcript has 4 exons. Bases 1 to 675 code for a protein of 224 amino acids. The record is from RefSeq and is a predicted model, not a curated record.
AUGCCACAGUUCAAACGUUCACCUUUGCACUCUAAUAAUCUAGAAGUGGUAAACGAGACCCACCGCACCGCCGCAGUGUGGAAGAUGCUGUCCGGCAUCUCACUUUCGCUUGUCUCAGAAAUCAUAAGGAGGCCGGGCUCAGGCCAACUAUUUGAUCUCGUUUUGAAUCUCGUUUUCGACUAUGCUGCGAUAAAUGUGAAGUCUAAUGCCAUCCGAGCGUCCGGCCAGCUCGUAGCAUGCCUGGCACGCGCACAACCUCAGAAAACUCUGGAUAAGUUUUUGCCUUCGUGUAUCUCGCGCAUACAAGAAGAACUCAAGUGCGGAACUUCGAGCGUUAGGACAACAUCAGCACGCGAUCUUGUUCCAUCUGACACAACGCUGCAUUGGAAUAUGUUGAUAUUGUGCGGGCGUCUUGCAUACGGCGCACAUGCUCUCCUCAAGCGUAAGGAAGACAUCAUGGACCUUUUAUCGUUACUUUUGAAUAAGACGAAGAAUGAGCGUGGGUACACGGGCACUGCCGCGAUUGUCACUAGAGCGAUGCAUGCGCUAUCUGGUGUCUAUCCCUCUGACAACCGCUUUGUGAAUGAAGACGUACGGAAUCAAUCUGAGUUUGGCAAGUCGCACAAUGCUCAAUGGAGCCGACCGUACGAAGCGAAGGAUGUGAAGGUGGAAUAG